Molecule: messenger RNA, 1664 nt
Organism: Phragmites australis (common reed)
Lineage: Eukaryota; Viridiplantae; Streptophyta; Magnoliopsida; Poales; Poaceae
Product: plant UBX domain-containing protein 4-like
Exons: 4
Coding region: 86-1420 (444 amino acids)
Biological process (GO): Golgi organization; nuclear membrane reassembly; proteasome-mediated ubiquitin-dependent protein catabolic process
Cellular component (GO): nucleus; cytosol
Molecular function (GO): ubiquitin binding
Source: RefSeq, a predicted model, not a curated record
GAGCAAAAAGGAAAAGGAAAGGGCAGACGGCCAAACCCCAAAUCCCGGCCCCAGCCGCCAGCCUCACGAGGCCGCCGCAGACGAGAUGGCCACCGGAGACGCCGGCCACGCGCCGCCGGCCGCGGCUGCGCGGUCGAUGGUGGAGUCCUUCUGCGCCGUGACCUCCGCGACCCCCGAGGAGGCCGCCUUCUUCCUCGAGAGCCACAACUGGGCCCUCGAGUCCGCCGUCCACUCCUUCUACGACUCCGCGGACGGCGAUGGCGAUGCCGGCGCGGCCGAUCCGGCUCCCCCGCCACCGCCCCCAGCCGCUGGAGACGACGCGGAAUCUGAGGACGAGGACUACGUGGGCGGCGGCGACGUGGACCGUGAUGACGAGGACUACAUCGGGGAUGAUGACGAGGACGAGGACGAGGACGCCGCCCUCGCUGCUGCGGCUGCCGCUGCGACGGCGGAGGAGAGGAGGACGCCCGCGAAGAGGCAGAAGAGGAGCCACGACGCGCGGGGUGGGAGCGGCAGCGGCAGCGGCAGGAGGGCGGGUGGUGAGAGUGGGCGCCGGAAUGUGAGGACGCUCUCCGAUCUCGGUGGCGGCAAGAGAGGCGCGGGGUCCGACGAGGACUCAGAGGAGGACGAGGAGUGGGCGCCGCCUCCCGAGUACUACACCGGCGGCGAGAAGAGCGGAAUGGUUGUUAGAGAUCAACCAAAACGUAAAAACAAGGCGGAUGAGAUAUUCAAGCAAGCUAAGAGGAAGGGAGCUAAGCAAGGCCCAUUUGAGGCUCGCCAGCGAUCUUCUAGUUCAAGGAACUUUACUGGGACUGGCAGACUUCUGUCUGGUGGAACUGCACAGCCUGAUGCACCACAGCCACCAGAAGACAUUGUUCACAACAUCUACUUCUGGAGCAAUGGUUUCACAGUAAAUGAUGGUCCACUCAGAAGUUUUGACGAUCCAGCAAAUGCAUCCUUUUUAGAGAGCAUCAAGAAUUCUGAAUGCCCUACUGAACUUAAGCCAGCUGAUGGGAAAUCCAAGGUGAAUGUGAAUCUUGUUCGGAAGGAAGAAGAAUGCCCCGAGCCAGUCAAGUGUGCUGCUCCAUUUCAAGGGGAACGAAGAACUCUUGGGACACCUUCUGAUAAUACUACUAAUGCUGCUGCUUCCAGUAUGGUAGCUGCCCCUAGGACAAUCACAGUGGAUGAUUCUUUGCCAUCAACCUCUCUCCAAAUCAGGUUUGCAGAUGGCAGUCGCUUGGUUGCGCGUUUCAACACAAGCCACACAAUCGAUGAUGUGCGGACGUUCAUUGAUGCAACGAGGCCAGAAGCCAGUGACUACACACUGCAGGCCGGGUUCCCCCCUAAGCCGCUCGACGAUGUGAACAAGACUAUCGAGGAAGCUGGCUUGGCCAACUCGGUGAUCAUCCAGAAAGUGUAGCCUAGCAGAACAGGUGUUGACCCUCUUCAUCAAAUACACUACCCAUCUGAAGCUAGCACCUUCCUUACUUUUCUCUUCCCUCAAUUUAUUUUCUGAAUUUCACUUCCAACCUUCUAUGGCUUGUUCCCUAGCCACUUCAGGUAUUGAGAGUGUCAAACAGUGAGAUUUGGGUAAUUCAUCUAUAGUGUAUACUUACUUUGGCUUGCAUGUCUCCUUCAGUCGACAUCACGUUUGGUGGGUUAAA